AUGUCCUCCUUUUUUACGCUGCCAGCCUCGCAGCGCAAGCGGAAAAGGGAAGAUCGUGUCGCCGCACCUGGGUCAAAGAAGCGCGGGGUGGCAGUCAAUGGGGAUUCUCGCGGCAAACAGUCAUCGCAGAGACAGGAACGGGAUGAGUCGAUAUCCGGGAGCGAGUCGGAAGACGACCAAGGCUCUGACGUGUCUGGCCUCUCUGACGAGGAUGGCGACACCUCUGAAGACUCGGAGCAAGGCGAGACGGGUGCGGACCGGAGAUUGAAGCUCGCCGAGAGGUAUCUGGACAAUAUCCGUGAGGAGGUAGACGAGGUCGGGUUCGAUGCUGCAGAGAUUGACCGUGAUCUUAUUGCGGAGAGACUGAAGGAGGAUGUGGACGAAGCCAAAGGCCGCAUAUUCCGCCAAUUAGCCACUCAAGUAGAUCUCCCAGCGGCUUCACUUUCGUUCUUUCGUGCAGAUACGCAGUCUACGACGGCUGUCGCCGUGCAUCCUCCCUUUGCCUACACGGUUUCGAAAGAUCGCACUCUGAUCAAGUGGGAAUUGGCCACACCACGAGCGGAUGAACCCCCGGCAUUAUCAAACGGUGACAGCGGGCGUCGAUCCCACCCGGGGCGCACGAAACCAAAAAAUCUAAAAUUUGUCAAAGGACUGCGAAAAGUCCGCGGAAGUCGAGAGCGUCAGGGUCAUACUGGGAACAUACUAUCCGUGGCAGUAUCGCCGUCCGGAAAGUUCGUUGUUACUGGAGGAGACGACAAGAAGCUGAUCAUCUGGGAGGCCGACACACUCAGCCCUGUGAGAACGUUUACUCAACACCGCGACGCUGUCAGCAGUCUGGCAUUCACUCGACACAUCUCGAGUCACAGCUCUGGCGAGCAACUAUUCUCAGGCUCCUUUGACCGAACCAUCAAGACAUGGUCACUCAGCCCGGGGGGGCAUGCCUACGUGGAAACACUAUUCGGCCACCAAGACAACGUCCUUUCAGUGGCCUCGAUGAUGACAGACCAGUGCGUGAGCGUCGGCGCCCGCGACCGAACCGCACGACUCUGGAAAGUCGUCGAUGAAGCGCAGCUCGUCUUCCGCGGCGACUCGUCCAGAAAGGAAGAAUACAAAACCAACAACAUCGAAUGCGUAACCGCCAUCCCGCCAACCCAUUUCGUCACGGGCUCCGACUCGGGCGCGCUGUCGCUGUGGUCAAUUCAUAAGAAAAAACCGCUGCACACGAUCCCUCUCGCUCACGGCCUCGACCCGAUUCCGCCGCUAGACCAGCUGUCACCCGAGACUGACGUGAAGACGGCCGCGCGCAACGCUCGGUUUAUGCGGCGCAUGCCACGCUGGAUCACGGCGCUGACAGCUGUGCCCGGUACAGAUAUUGUGCUGAGCGGCAGCUGGGAUGGCUGGAUUCGCGCGUGGCGUGUUUCGGAGGACAAGAGGUUUCUCUCUGCGCUGGGGCCGGUGGGAUGUCCGUCGCCAUCGUCGUUGUCGUUAUUAUCAUCAUCAUCAUUAUCUUCAUCAUCACAACUCAAACAGACCCUCUUCAGCGAUAACCAGACCAACUCUCCAACAAACCCAGAAAUAGAACCCGCACCAGAACCAGUUUCAGAACCAGAACCCCUCCUCAAAGGAGUCAUCAACAGCAUCGCCGUCUUCGAACGCCGCCCUACCUCAACAAAAUCUACCCAAAAUGAAAAAGGAGGACUCUGCAUAGUCGCCGCCCUGGGCAAAGAGCAUCGCCUCAGCCGGCUGAAAUGCUUUGAGAACAACCACCACAACGGAGCCAGCGCGCAGGGCCGUAAUGGCGCGGUUGUUUUGGAAGUGCCGUUCUUGGAUACUGUUGAGCAGCAGCAUGAUGAUGAUUCUGGAAGUGUAUGA
This is a messenger RNA of Talaromyces rugulosus, 1872 nucleotides long. RefSeq lists its product as uncharacterized. Gene Ontology annotation, cellular component: small-subunit processome. The transcript has 2 exons. NCBI's taxonomy places the organism in Eukaryota, Fungi, Ascomycota, Eurotiomycetes, Eurotiales, Trichocomaceae. The coding region runs from base 1 to 1872 and encodes 623 amino acids. Gene Ontology annotation, molecular function: snoRNA binding; protein binding. The record is from RefSeq and is a predicted model, not a curated record.